Cooperia oncophora is the source of this 1341-nucleotide messenger RNA. Lineage: Eukaryota; Metazoa; Nematoda; Chromadorea; Rhabditida; Trichostrongylidae. The record is from the annotation of a GenBank genome assembly.
AUGUUGCUAGGCGCUAUUAUUCUAGCAAUACUCCACAGUGGCGAAUGCUUGUCUGCCCAAGCAAAGGAUUCCCUCAAAAAGGCACUCCCUGGUGUCGAUCUCGAGGAACGCCGGGCGAGGCUAAAACGUCUUGGCACAUUGUACUUGAAGAAGUACAAUAUAACAUCACAAAAGCAACCAACGUCGCAAAACGGCCAAACAGAUAUUGGCUGGAGAAACAGGCGGAGAAGCGAUGGCGGGAGCAGAGAGCGCACCGGCGUUCCGAAACCGAAAUUGAGCAACAUCACGGAGCCCAGCCUUGAAGAAAUCAAUCAGGAUGAAGGCGUUGCUGACUACUUAUUCAACGGGGACAUCAACCUUACUGAGUAUCAAAUGCAGCUUCAUUCCAGAAAACAACUAGAAAUGAUCGAGCGCAGUUUGACUGAAAGCAACAUGACCCGCCACAAACGUCAAAUGGAUUCUGUCAAUCCACGAUGGCCGAACAACCAGCUGUUUUAUGAGUUUCAUAGUAGCACAAGUAUGAGAGCCUUACGAUCUUCAACCUUGAACUUGAACGGCACAGUCCACUCUGAUAGCUUCGGAAGGGUUGCCAAUGGACAGAUCCUCUCUGCACCCCCUUACCACGACAAUAAGUCACUUCUGGAAGCACCUGUCUCCGCCCUUGCUAUCAGCAUGGACGAUGGCGCCCAGCUUUACCUUAAAGUUGGCAUCGCUGCGCACGAGUUCAUGCAUGCUCUGGGAUCGUGGCACAUGCAUAUGCGUGGCGACAGAGACGACUUCCUCAUCGUUGAUCUGACUAACGUGCCGGCAAGCAAACAAGGAAACUUUGCUAAGCUCGGCCCCGACAGUACCAUCAACUACACGCCUUACGAAUAUGGCAGCGUCAUGCAUUAUGCAGCUAAUUUGUUCACAACGAAGGGUUACUCGCUGAAGCCUCGCCUUGGGCGAUAUCUUCAGACUGAAGGAACGCGAGUGAUUUCAUUCUUUGACAUGAUGAUGCUGAAAAGUGAAAAAAAAAAAGCGAUCACUAUGGAUGCCACACCAGCCGGGUGCGGCGAAACCCUGGUAGCUACCGCUGCAUGGAAGACAAAAACAUUCACCUUCGGAAAUGCAGCUGUUAAGACCCAACGUGACAAUUAUAUGAGAUGCAAUCACUGGAUAAGGUAUGGGCAGAGAGUCCCAUUGGAGAGAAGCACGAGCGCGUGUUUUUUAGCCCCUGUGGCAGACAAAGAUUCAGUGCGAGUGACAGCAUUCAAAAAUGUACAGUGUGGUGUUGGAUGUAGAGUGAAUUCGAUUGAACUCAAAACUUUGCCGAACAAAAGGAUGACAAAUCCGAGGUAA